CUUACCUCCUGGCGACAGGUGUAGCGGGUAGCCUGACGCAGGUGAACUGUUGACAGGGCAGACAGGCUAUGGAGGUCGUUGAGAGUACAUCGGGAUGUGGAGUUAUCAAGAGGAUGAGGGUGGAUUCAGCUAACAACACACAAGUGGAGGCCCCGGUGGUUUUGUCUGACGGGCCGAACCUAUACAACAUCAAGGACUCGACUAUCACAUUGCAGGAAACAAACUAUGAAACACCAAACUAUCCAUUGCAGAACAUAAUGGAUUCUACAGAAAUGAUGAUAAAACGUGAAGAUUCUGACAAACACGUAUCAUCCUAUGCAGAAAGGUCAGCUUUGAGGCAUUUGAAAAACACUGGAUGUGUAUUUAUCAAAGGAAGAAGCGGUACAGGGAAGUCUAGGGUUGCCCUCAGUCUCUUGUCACAGAUUGAAAAAGAGACAGAAAGAAAACCUUUGCUAUUAUCUUUUCCCCAACAGUGGAAAGACAUUCCGGUGGGUAAGCCCAAAGAGAAAUAUGUUGUGCUAAUUGACGAUAUAUUUGGUUCCUCCAACCUGUUUCAAUCCCAGGUAGAUGAUUGGAGUAAGGUGCUGAAAAUCAUGAAUGCCGUAGUAGAGAGUGGCAACAUCUUCCUUGUCUUAACCUCUAGGCCAGAGAUCAGUGCCCAGUGUGAGAAAAAGAUGAAGACACACGAACUAUUCAAACGAAUCAAAUGCGUCACUCUGGAUGACGGCGAGUUCUCGCUCAGGGUUUCAGAGAAACAGAAACUCCUGGAGAAAUACUUUGGGAGGAAGAUCAGGCUAUCUGAAAAAGAGAUGACAGAAAUUGCAGAAAUGAAAACAUCUCUUGGUUUUCCUCAAUGCUGUACAUUCUUUGCAUCUAACAAAUUGCCUGCAUCAAAGGCAGUAAGCUUCUUCCGCAACCCUCAAGUCUGUCUGAAAGAAAUUCUUGACUGUUUGAAGGAAUGUGAGCCAUUGAGCUACUUUGUGUUAUUACUGGUGAUGAGUCAAAAGGGGUUUCUAGAACACAAACUCUUAAAAUCGAGGAAAGACAGAAACUUCAGUGACCUUGUAGCAGAGUUGUCUACGUUCUGUGAUAUUCCGGCUCCUCCGGGGUUUGGCCAAAUAGCAAGUAAAGCUGUUACUCUGUCUGGCGUCUAUCUCCUUAACACAAAGAUUGGUUAUGAAUUCCAGCACCAGUCGAUAUAUGAUGCAGUUUUUCUUGACCUGGCUGAUGAGGAUCCAGAAAUGUGCAUCAAAAUUUGCCCUGCACAGAUGCUCGUUGAGCUGGUGAGGACACAAAGGGAUGAGACUGAAGAAGAUGGUGUUGUGACUCGCUUGUCAGAAGAACACUACGAGAUCCUUGCCGACAGAAUUACAAACAUCCUUCUGUCUGAAGAUGGUAGUGAGAUCCUAAAUCACUCUUCAUUACACGACAAAGAAUUUCUACCAUAUCUGGAGACAAAAUUGGAACAAGACGUUUGCGAAGCCAUAGUUAAAAGAAAAACAACUGCCUCAAGCGUCACAUACUACCCAGACAUAUCUAAGAUGAUUGAACCUCAUGUCCUAUUUACUUAUACAUUUCUCCUUUCUCAUAUGGCGAUGAAGCAAAGCACCUUGGCCAAGCACAUUCUGUUGAAAACUGCAGAUAUCCCAGAAAAGGUUUUGAAGGAAUCUAUUAUUUGUGCUAUCUACCAAAGCCACAAUGACAUAAUUAACAUGCUACUUGACAAAGGGGCUGUUCUGGAUGAACCAUGCGUUAGAGCACUUUCAGCCUCCCAAAGUGUUGAUGGACCGACAUCGAUGAGAUUGCUUGAUUUGAUAUCAACAGGAUGGGAGGGCUUCCAAGAUAGACUUAAUAUGGUUUUCUUGGCAUCUCUUAAUGGCAAUGUGGACGUGGUCAAGAGAAUCAUAGACACGGCUGGGGAUGGAAGCCAAGACCUUUGUUACAGAUGUCUUUCUGCUUUGUUCAAAGAGAUGACAAACAACACAGAGUAUCACAACUUGGAAUGGAUGGAGAAGAGACGCCAGAGCCUUGAGGAAAUACUCCACUUGUUGUUAAAUCGCAUUCCAGACAUGGAGGAAGUAGCUCAGUUGGUGCAUAAAUGUGCAGGAUAUGUGUAUCCAGUAGCUCUGAAGAUAGUUAUAGACAAAUGCACAUUCCAUAAGGUUGAAAUCCAUAACUUGAAGGAAUGUCUGCAGAAAGCGUGUGAAAAUGGUGGUGGCGAGUGUGUACGCGUCAUCUUGGAACAUAUGACCAUUACGGAGGGCAUCUAUGACAAUAUUGCUGACUGCAUAUGCUUGUCUGCAGCAUCAACCACAGACAGCUGCCUGAAGAUUCAGUUGUUGUUGAAUUUUAUUGAUAAACUUUGUGCGAACAUUGGCAACAUUCCAUCGCACAGCCAGACACUGAAUAGGAUAUUUGGAGUAUUUACCCCGUUGACUAAAGCAUCACAACAAGGCAACGUGGACACUGUGAAAAUGUUGAUACAGAAAGGCGCUGAUGUCAACAUGGAGGAUGGUCAGGGAUGUACACCUCUUCUCUCAGCUGUGGGUUGGGACAGCUUACCAUGCGUAACAGUACUUCUUGAAUUCGGAGCUCUUGUUAACAAAAGUGCAUCAGAUUCGCAACCAGUUUUAUUGCGUGCUAACCGUCUUGACAUAGUUCAGAAGCUGGUAGCUGCUAAAUGUGACAUAAAUGCAACAGACGAAGAAGGUAAAUCAGCUCUACACACAGCGGCCCUUUUCAACAACUUAGAUGUUCUUAAAUUUGUAUGCAGCAAAGGAUGCAAUGUUGAUCAGCCAGAUGAGGGUGGUGUCACAGCAUUUCACGUUGCAGCGGAAUAUGGGGAAGUGGAUAUGGUGAAAUAUCUGCAUAAAAUGCAUGCUAAGCCUACAGUUGAUGUUGAUGGGUGGUCACUGCUUCACUAUGCUUGCUUUUCGGUCAAUGAAGCAAUGGAAAAGGUGCAGUUUCUGGUAGACACAGUGAAAGUCCAUGUUGAUACAAGAGACCAUGAUGGCCGAACGGCACUCUAUCCAGCAGUACAGACAGCAGGUUUGGAAGUGGUUGAGUUCCUUGUAGAAAGGGGUCUGAGUUUAAGGGACAGGGACAAUGAUGGCAACACUUAUCUACAUGCAGUAUUCCUGAGAUAUUCAAACUCCAUUCACGACGAGGUAGUGAAGUUCCUAUUCAAGGCCAAUGUGGAUCCAGACUUAUAUAACAGUCGUGAUAGAAGAACACCUCUGCAUCUUGCAUUAGAUUCAGGAUUGUGGCACUUCUUCGAGGACCAGAUGAUGACUUUGAUUGACAGGACUUCCAAUAUCAAUCAUAGAGAUUCCGAAGGGAAGACCCCCCUGCAUAUGGCAGCAUAUCAUGAUGCCAGUGAGCUUGUUAAGCGACUACUUGACAAAGGAGCUGACAAAGAUAUAAAGGAUUCAAAUGGUUGCAAAGCCAUUGAUUUGAUACCUGAAGGGGGAAAUGGCGAGGUGAAGGCUCUUUUGUCUCCAUCUGAGUUACCAACGUGUGACUAAGCUACUUUGAUAAUCCUCAGUGUUCUAUUGUGUGACUAAGUUACUUUGACAAUCCUCAUAUUUAUGAUCGUCGGUGGUGGAACCAGGUGGUAAAAGCCUUUGUACAAUUGAAAUAGGAAUGAAUUGUGCCAGAGAUGUUGUGUCAAUGAAGCAAGAGAUCAUACGGACAUUUGGAGCUUUGCAACAUAAAUUAAGUGUGCUCUUUUCUUAACAGACAAAACAACGGAAGCAGUUGAGGCAGUCGUAAGAGGUAUAACUGCUGCCAGGUUAUCAUGUAGCAUGUGACACUCAAGUGCACGAAACUAGUUUCAAAAUCAUUUUCGGUCAGUGAUGGCCGAGGAAACGAAACGAUUGCAAAUUAAGUCCAAUUUGGUUGGCACGAGAUAUUCUGAAAAAAACCCCAUUAAAGUCGAUUUCAUGCAAAAACUUGGAAAGGGUGAUUCAGUGAUACACUGCAAUCAUAUGAAGAGGGAUAAAAAUAAGAAAUCACAAUCUGUUUUGUAGACGUUUGUCACACCUCGUCUUCCUGAGCGCUACAUUUUUUCAAUCACUUCUGGGUACUACCAGCAAUUAGGUGUUACAAUUGUCAACAGUUUGGCAACAAGUCAAAGUCCAGUGUGUACAAAUUGUAAUGGGGAUCAUAAUGUUGAAGGCUGAUAGUGUGUCCAAGAGUCGAAAUUGUGGAGGAAAUCACAGUGCUGCGUACCGAAUUCAGCGCGUCCAAGUUGAUAAAAAGUCUCUAUGUGGAGGCCACUCGCAUUGUUAAGUUCACUCCUUUAUACCUCUUACUCGUCUGUCUUUGCAGGCAGUAGUGUUGUUUCUCCUCCACCCAGUAGGGCUUCAGUUGAGAUACGUACUGCACGUGCUCCCCUGUUCCACCUGCUGUUCCUAUUUGUUCUUGUAAAGUGCAGGGGUCAUAUAUUGGACUAGGUAGACCUAGGACCUUUUUGUUCGAAUUCAUUGCUGGCUGCUUCAAUCCAACCAGCAAGGAGGACCAAAUAGAUAGAAUCGUCUCAUUUGCUAAAACGUAUCUCCUGCUUGAUGUCGCCAAAGAUAUUUGUACAGUUUACAUGUUGAAAAGAAAUAAUGGAUAAAACUCUUGUAUUCCUAACUUUUUUUUUCACUGGAAUGUUCAAAGACUGCUAGCUCAUGGUGAUAAUCUUACACAAUCUCAAAUUAUUCUAAGCUUCACGACGUUAUUUGGGUCCAUGGGGCCUUUCCAGUGGCCAGAGGGAAAAUUUUAAUAUCAAAGACUACACCAGUUUCCCAUGGGAUUGAAUAAUGAGCAAUCCAAAUAUCACGAUUCGCCAUAGAGGAGGCUGUGCACUAUUUGUAAAAUAAAAUUUGUCCUUUAAAGAGUACAAGUUACCAAAACUGUUUUUGAAGCCAGUGAUGGUAAGAUUUUGUUUGACGAAGCUAAAUCUAUCACAGUGAUUAAUGUUUAGAACACUGGGAAAACAAAUGUAAACGAUAAAAUUGAUAGAGGAUGGUAAUGAUCCCUCUUUCAUGAGUGGCGAUUUUAAGUCACAGUGUUGCGUCGGGAAGUAAUAAAACAGGCUACGAUAGAACAGUUGUUGACAACGUUUCAGAUGGAUCACUUGGUGAUUGUAAAUGAUAGUAAAAUGACCCUAAUGGAUUUGGGUGACGGGUGUUUUCGGUCCUGGACCUUUCGAUUAUAUCCUCCACAUUAGCUCCAAGAAGCUCCACUAUGUAUUCCAAGAAGAUUCUCCAGGUAGUGAUCACUUCCAAGUAUUCACUGAAAUUCAAGUCCGCUUAGAUCUUCGAAUGUACUCAAUCCCCGUUGGAAAUUUAAACUACAAACUGGUCCGAUUUCUCUUCUCUUUGUGAGAAACAUAUUACAUCUAAACUAAUAAAUGAAGAUGUUGAUGUUUCAAAUGAUAACAUUACACAUUAUUGAAAUAUCCCAAGCAACCAUUGGAAAAUCGUCAAGUAAGCGUUCCACUUUCAUCCCAAAGGUUUGGUGGAAUGAUGAAUAUGAAAGGGCAAGCAAAGUAAGGAAACAAGCUUACAUUAGGGUUUGUGAUACUUCACUUCCCUGUGACCUUAGGGAAUUUCAACGUGUUGUUCGUUGCGACUAAACGCUCUAGCUGGCGCAACUAUAUUUCAAGUAUAAUUAAGAAUUGAAUGCCAGCACUGGUUAAGCUGUGUGAACCUCAUGAAAGUUUAACCAGCGCUUUUAAAUCGUUCACACUUCAUGAACCCAUUCAAACUGACGUUUAAUUCUUAUAAUUUCAUGCUUUGUAGUUUACUGAUGUGGAAUGGACUGGUGGGGAUUGAACGGAAUGCCCUGAAACUUGUGUGUUUUGUGUUAAUAUUCAACGUCAGGGCGUGUUAUAUUUGGAGUUUGAGAUUUGUCGUGUGUGCUGUUAUACUUUGCUUAGUUGGUAUUUCUUGUCACCUGGGAUGGAGCUACUGUAUGACCUGAUGCUAGCUUCAUUUCUGUGCAUUUCCGGCAAAAGUUUACACGAUCUAUUUCACACACAAAAAUUCACAUCGUGUGAACUUUUCUGUCCGUUCACAGUUGUGUGAACUCCAAAUAUCAGAUCACGUGACCACCCUUUCAGCCAGUGAGCAUAAAAGAAACAGUUUAAAGUAUGAUAUUGUAUAGAUUUACUCCACCAUCUUCUAUUAAAAAAAGUAUAAAAAAGUAUUUGAUGGUACUCUUAUCCGUUAUCCUAUACCUGUUGUGACCAAUUUCCAGAAGGCUAAUGCACUAUCUGAACAAAAGUAAACUUCUAGCAGCUCUGAUAACUUCCAGAGGAAUUUCGAAACCAUAUUUUUACCUGACAUUUUUGCUGCUAUGUUGGGCUGUAGCUCUGAAUUAAACACCCAAGUCUCAAACGAUGAACUGAAAGGUGCCAUAUUAAUAUUCCUCUUCUGGAACAAACGACCUAUGUAAUGAGAUGUGUAAGCAUAUGCCUGAUUCUGCUCUUUUAAUUAUCUGUUAAAUGUUUGUUGGA
Molecule: messenger RNA, 6505 nt
Organism: Haliotis rufescens (red abalone)
Lineage: Eukaryota; Metazoa; Mollusca; Gastropoda; Lepetellida; Haliotidae
Exons: 4
Coding region: 69-3524 (1151 amino acids)
Molecular function (GO): protein binding
Source: RefSeq, a predicted model, not a curated record